Sorex araneus (European shrew) is the source of this 444-nucleotide messenger RNA. RefSeq names its product trefoil factor 2 (gene TFF2). The coding region runs from base 1 to 444 and encodes 147 amino acids. NCBI's taxonomy places the organism in Eukaryota, Metazoa, Chordata, Mammalia, Eulipotyphla, Soricidae. The transcript has 4 exons. Gene Ontology annotation, molecular function: CXCR4 chemokine receptor binding. The record is from RefSeq and is a predicted model, not a curated record. Gene Ontology annotation, biological process: negative regulation of gastric acid secretion; maintenance of gastrointestinal epithelium; chemokine-mediated signaling pathway.
AUGGCAGCUCGUGCGGCCCGGCUCCUGGUGGUGGCCCUCCUGUUGGGGCUCUGCACCCCGGCGGGGGCCCAGAAGCCUUCCGCCUGCCAGUGCUCUCGGAGGGCCCCGGAGAAUCGGGAGAACUGCGGGUUCCCGGGCAUCACCAGUGAGCAGUGCUCCUCGGCUGGCUGCUGCUUCGACAACUCCAUCCCCGACGUGCCCUGGUGCUUCAGACCCCUCCCGACGCAAGAGUUCCAGGAGUGCGUGAUGGAGGUGUCCGCCCGCCAGGACUGCGGCUUCCCGGGCAUCAGCCUCCAGGAGUGCGCGGCCAGGAGGUGCUGCUUCUCCGACGACGUCCCCAACGUGCCCUGGUGCUUCUUCCCCAUCUCCGUGGAAGAGCCCUGCAACCUGCUGAAGGAUGAACCUGUAGAUGAGCUCAAUGUCAUACUGAAGUACUCACCCUGA